Symbiodinium necroappetens is the source of this 564-nucleotide messenger RNA. The record is from the annotation of a GenBank genome assembly. NCBI's taxonomy places the organism in Eukaryota, Dinophyceae, Suessiales, Symbiodiniaceae.
AUGUUGCCUUCCGGCGGCCCUCGUGCGGAGCAGCACGGCAGGAGGUCUUCCCUGCUUCUGAGACUCUUUUGGCGAACUUCUCUGGCCCUUAUGGCUACACGCUGGCUUGCAGCAGGCUUUCGAGGUGCCAGCUUUGCUGUGACGACGCCUUCGGGGCGCAAGCUGCCAAAGAGACCCAAGAAUCUCGGCAAGAAGCAGGAGUACGAUGUGCCUGGAACACUGUAUCAAGGCGGCCGGCGAGGUAUCCAGUUUUUCCUCGGAGACAUGGUCGAAGUGCAGCGAGAUGGAACGUGGGUCACUGCGCGAGUGUCCCGUGCACCGACGGAUGAGCGGCCUAACGACGGCUCCUUCCGUGUCAAAUUCGACCAGGAUGCCUAUGAGAUGAAGUGCUGGUACCGUGAUCUCAGGAAGCCGAAGAAUCCGGACAAAGUGCCGAUGCCCGACUGGGUGCAGGAUUGGUGGCCGGAGGAGCCAGCGCCAGAACCUGACUACGUCGGGAAUGAGUCUGACCCAGAACUCAACUUUGUCAUCAAGGGCCCUUUUCCCAAAGAGUACACGGAAGAG